Molecule: messenger RNA, 2517 nt
Organism: Mytilus californianus (California mussel)
Lineage: Eukaryota; Metazoa; Mollusca; Bivalvia; Mytilida; Mytilidae
Exons: 2
Coding region: 47-1552 (501 amino acids)
Biological process (GO): proton transmembrane transport
Cellular component (GO): membrane
Molecular function (GO): proton channel activity
Source: RefSeq, a predicted model, not a curated record
UAAACCCAUAAACUUAACUCCACUAUACGCAAUAAAAAGCAGAAUAAUGACGAAUCUACUAUGUAAUAUUUUGCGUGCUACUUUCAUCGUUCCUUUUUCUGCUGGUCUCAUUAAGGAGCGAAGAAAUGGAGGAUUUUCAAUACAUGACGGCAGUAUUGCUGGAGUAGUUCUUUUGACAACAGCCAUGAUUAUUAUCUUUGAAAUAAUAGUUGUACUGCCAGUGAAUCAGUCUCGCUUGUUGAUGGUAGGACUUUCAGGUCUAGCGUUAAUCUGUCUAGUGUUGUGUAGCAUUGUAGUUCGAUGCCGUUCUACCUGGGUCGAAGUUAAGACUGUGAAACCAAGCGAUCAAAUGAAACUAAAAUUUCUCUGGUUAUUUUGUAUCGGGAAUAUCACGUAUCAAGCCUUACAACUAGCAACGCAUCUUCUAUGUAAGAUCUACAACCUCCAAGUCACACUGUUUUGGACGUUCACCUGGACAUUUCAGAUUUGUCAAACUGCUUUCAUUCACUAUUUUUCUAGAUUUAAAUUUGCAAAUGUGUUGUGUUUGUAUUACGGUUUACUGGUUCUCUGUGUGACAAAUAUUUCAAUGUGGACACAGCAAACUUUCUAUACGAACAGAAUUAGGCUCGAGAUAAAUAUUAGCGACCUCAUUAAUAAUACUAUCUCAAACUGUUUAUACGGCGAUGGACUUGCAACAGCGGUUGGAUUUUUGAAUCCGUAUCUGCAGCCUGUACUACUAGAAUAUUCUCUUCUAAGUUUAAUCUUCCUUUCCGAAAUGUGGCCAAAAAAGAAUGCUGAAUUUGAGACACUCAACAAUUCUCUUUCAAGAAGCAGAGACGAUGAAAACCAGACAUUACUGGUAGAAAACGAUGACCAAGAUGGUGAACAUCAUCCAUUAUUGCCACGCUGUAGUGUCUGGCAUAAAAAUUCAGUAUGUGUCCUGGUGAUUGGAUUUCUUUAUAACUUCUCAUUUAUGCUAAUUCAAUGUAUUUACAUUUAUGGACCGAGGGAAAAAAUGACAGAUUACAGGAAAUUUUCCUUCGAUGUCUUCUUUUGUGCUAAUAUAGUACGAACGCCGCUUAUAAUCAAAUGCUUUUAUGCCUUAAAUGGACAACUAAGAUCAAAACAAGAAUCUCAUACUGGAAUGAGCUUAGAUCAGUUUGUUAUAAUCACUAGUUCCUUUGCAACUUGUGGAUUAUAUAUUGCAGAUUGUUUCAGAUUGAGUGAUUCACCAGCAAGUACCAAUCUAGGAGAAAUUCUGUUUAAAAUCAAUGUCGUCCUCCGAGUUGUUGCUACACUUUUUCAAACAUUAUUCAUUUUGCAAAUGAAACACUACAAAAAGAUAGGAGACCAAAAGCCUUUUUGUUCAGUACAAAAUACUUUUUUGUUUGUAUCCUUGGUAAAUCUUGGAAUAUGGAUGUCUUACACUUUUGUUACUCCCAGAUAUCGUCUGACAAAAUCUAGCUUUUUAUUGGAAAGUUUUUGGUUUCCAUUUGUUUUAUUUUAUCAUUUCGAAUGUUUUGUCGCAUUUUACAAGUUUUUUCGGGCAUAAUUUUAUUAUAUAUGUAACUCUCAGAAACUUGUCCAUCCCCUCAAACGUGUCCAAUUCCCCAAAAAGUGUUCAUAUGACGUCACUGAACUGCAAAAACAUAUCUAGUUGCUAAAGGGCGCCAAACGUGUCCUUUUAAUGAACGCCCAAUCGUGACCUUUUUAUAUAAAAAAAAGUGUUCAAUCCCCUCAAACGUCUCUUUUAUGUGAACGCUCAAUUGUGUCCAUAUUAAAAAAACGCCCAAACGUGUCCUUCUUAUUGAAUUGAUUGUAAAUUUGAUGUCGUUCUAAACAUGCAUGAAAUACUUGCCAUUUGACGUUAAGCAUCCCAGCAUCAAUCAAUCCUUUGCCGUAGAUAUGCAUGAAAUAUUCUUUUUAAAUUCUAAGCAAGCAGCAAUCAGUUAAUCCAUUUUUUUGUAAUACAUGUUUUGCUAACGAUUAUAAAUUAUUAGGCUGGUAUCAGGGGUGCUUAUAAUACAUGCAAAGUUAUUUCUCUUGUUUUGUCUCUUAAGGUCAAAUUACAGUAAAUGGGCUAUGUCACAGAGUUUCCUAAAAUUUUGCAUACAACUUUAGCUCGUUGAACUUUAUCUGAAAAUCGAAAAAAUCAAUGCCAUUAUCUUUUAUUUUCUGAAAUAUUACUGAUUGAAUUCUUUCAAAAUAUGUGAACAUUUGUAUAGGAAGCACAUAAAAUCGGCGAAAAACGCUCAUAAAUUUGUCUUAAAAUCAUAAAAUCUCUAAUUUCAAAUACAUAGAUUUUUCCAUAAAAAAACGAUAUGUUGUUGGUACAAAAAUUUCCGGUUUAAAGAUGUAAGCUAUUGAUAGGGUCACCGACUUCGUUUUAACGGUAUACAUCAUUCAAAGUGGUGUGCUAGGUGAAAAAAUGCCACAAAACGUCGAAAAAAUGUAAUGUCAUCUCGUUGUAGGACUACCUUACAAUGUUAACGUUUUGACGUUUUUCGCCACCAACAG